This is a messenger RNA of Ciona intestinalis (vase tunicate), 820 nucleotides long. NCBI's taxonomy places the organism in Eukaryota, Metazoa, Chordata, Ascidiacea, Phlebobranchia, Cionidae. The record is from RefSeq and is a predicted model, not a curated record.
AGCGUAGAAAAUGUUGUAUUGGUUUUACAGCAACUAUUAAGCUAACUGUAGGCGAUUGUUUAGUAAUCUCUGAUUCUAUAUACAACAGUAUAUAGUACAUACAAUACCUAUCAGACGUAGAAUUCUACUUAAUAUGAGAGUAAAUCUGUAUUAUCUAAUCCUGCUGCUCUUUUUGCUGGCGGUAGCUAAUGAAAUACAUGCGAGGAGAGGUGGAAGUGGGAGUAGUGGAGGUAGAGGUGGCGUAAGCAGAAGUGGUAUCAGCAGAACCAGUAGUGGAACCAGUAGAUAUGGUUUUAACAACAGAGGAACUUCUACAUUCAAUCAAGGAACCAAAAUAAAAAAGCCAAAGAAGCCCAAAAAGCCAAAAUUACCCAUUAAUUCGAAGACACUUAAAACGUUUGUCACGACAGCUGUUUUGUUAAAACUUGCCUCAAAAGGCAGGAAACGGAUUGGGUUCAAGCCGCCAUUGUUUUCUACUGGAUACACCCUCUACCGGGCUCGAUACCUUGGUUUAAGUUACAACGUUAAUGGCAAUCAGUACUGGACACCACAUUUGAUUCCAUGUUCAAAUCAACGGUGUUUGAAAAACUGUCUUAUAGUUCCUCUCAAUAUUGACAGUUUAGGGGAAUGCCGUGACUCGUUCCGUAGAUACGUGAACAACCAAACACGGUUCAAGUUCCCUGACGAAUACCCAAACACAGCACUUGUGCGCACAAGUCGGAGCAUCAACGUUUGUUGCAACAAAAACAAUAGUACAACAAGAGCAGAGGCUUCGUUCUAUGUUUUAAUGUUGUCUUUGCUUAUAGCAAUGCUACAUUAA